CUUCUUCUAUUUUCUUUUUGUUUUCUCUAUAUUUGUUCAAAACUUAUUGCAAUCUUCAUCAUCUUCAAUAGCUCCAAAAAGGAUGCAUAUCUCUGGAAGUUCCUCAUCAACACCCUUCUCCAUAGAGCUAUUUGCCUCUCAAGAGCAAGAAGUUCGCUUCAAUCAAGAUUUUGCAAAAAUAAGAAUCCUACAAUCGUACCACUUGGAAGAGAAGGUAUUUAAAGAUAGUAAAUUUUUGAAGUUUGAAGAAGCUUGAAUAAGGGGCUUUAUAUGUGACAUCCCUAAAAAGAUGUUUUCAAGUUUGGUAAAGAUGUUCUAUUCCAACCGUAAAUAUGUGGGAAGAAUCCAUAGCAGUGAAUUGAAAAAGCAUUAAAUCAACUUAUCCCUGAAUACAAAGUUGAAGGUAAUUAUUUUUCUUAUUUAACGCUUGUUGUUGUUGUUUCCUUCUUAGUUGAUCCUAGAUCCGAUGUUUUUACUCUCUUCAAGGUGACAACAAUUCUCCCUAAUAUCCCUCUCACCCAUUACGUGGUCUCACAUAUCCUUCUCUCCGUGAUAUUCCUCUCACCCAUAAUGGUCUCACAAAGAUAAGUUAAGUAUAGGAAAUUAUUUUUAUAAUUAAAGCAAUAUAAAAAACAAAAAACAAAAAAUUGAUAUAAUAAAUGACAUGUAUUAGCAAUGAGACGUGUCGAGCUCCGGUAUAAAUAGAAAGUAUCUUCAUUUAUGUGAAUGGAACAAACACUAUGGUGUUGCUUCAACCAGUGGCUUCUCCUUCGUCUUGUUCUUCCUGUUUCGUUAGGGGCUCUCUUCACUUCUGUCGAUCCCUCUCCGUAAGCUUUGCCCCGAAACCAGUAAAACAUUUCAUCUGCAAUGCUUCAUGGCAAGAGCUUGCUGGAGUUUUACUAUUCUCAGCUAUUCCUUUCACUGCCGUCAAAGCUAUAGCUAAUAGUCCCCUUGGGGACUCGCUUCAGACCAAAAUGGAACAGACUAAGAAAUUUGCUCUUCAAAACUCCUCCAAAUUCAAGGCUCGGGCUCUAAAAGCAAGAAAAAUGAGCUUUUGGUAUGGAGAAGGUCGGCCUCGUUGGCUUGGUCCUAUUUCAUAUGGAUAUCCAUCCCAUCUUAUUGGGGAACUGCCCGGGGAUUAUGGCUUUGACAUUGCCUCCCUUGCCAAGGAUCCGGUGGCGCUGCACAAAUAUUUCAACUUUGAGAUAUUGCAUGCUCGCUGGGCUAUGCUUGCAUCUGUUGGUGCUUUGAUUCCUGAGUUAUUGCAUCUCUUGGGACCCUUUCACUUUGUUGAACCUGUUUGGUGGCGUGUUGGUUAUUCAAAGCUCCAGGGAGAUACUCUAGAUUACCUUGGCAUCCCAGGUCUUCACUUAGCUGGAAGCCAGGGAGUGGUUGUGAUUGCUAUUUGCCAAGUUCUCCUUAUGGUUGGACCAGAAUACGCUAGAUAUUGUGGGAUUGAGGCAUUGGAGCCUUUAGGAAUAUUUCUGCCUGGUGAUAUAAACUACCCCGGAGGAGCAUUGUUUGAUCCCUUAAGUCUGUCCAAAGACCCUGAAGCUUUUGAAGAUCUGAAGGUGAAAGAAAUAAAAAAUGGACGCUUGGCAAUGAUGGCUUGGUUAGGCUUCUUCGUGCAAGCGGCAGUGACGGGUAAAGGUCCUGUAGAAAACAUUAUGGAUCACAUCUCUGAUCCUUUUCACAACAACUUGCUGGGGUCGCUCAAUUCAAUGAAAUUACACUAGGAUCUAUCUUAUAUAUAUUUUAAGUUGGAUAGUCUCCAAGAAGUUUUUCUCUCCAAAAUUAACAAUGGCAUUUGAUGUAUCUUAAUACAAUUUUUUUUUCAAUAGGCCUGUAGUCCUAACCAAGAGAAUAAAGGUGGUCAUAAUGUUUAUGAUUAA
Molecule: messenger RNA, 1892 nt
Organism: Lathyrus oleraceus (garden pea)
Lineage: Eukaryota; Viridiplantae; Streptophyta; Magnoliopsida; Fabales; Fabaceae
Product: chlorophyll a-b binding protein 7, chloroplastic
Exons: 6
Coding region: 741-1736 (331 amino acids)
Biological process (GO): photosynthesis, light harvesting
Cellular component (GO): membrane
Source: RefSeq, a predicted model, not a curated record